This is a messenger RNA of Tachysurus fulvidraco (yellow catfish), 1085 nucleotides long. RefSeq names its product translocase of inner mitochondrial membrane 17 homolog B (yeast) (gene timm17b). The transcript is spliced from 6 exons. The record is from RefSeq and is a predicted model, not a curated record. Gene Ontology annotation, molecular function: transmembrane protein transporter activity. Gene Ontology annotation, cellular component: TIM23 mitochondrial import inner membrane translocase complex; mitochondrial inner membrane. NCBI's taxonomy places the organism in Eukaryota, Metazoa, Chordata, Actinopteri, Siluriformes, Bagridae. The coding region runs from base 114 to 632 and encodes 172 amino acids. Gene Ontology annotation, biological process: protein import into mitochondrial matrix.
CGUACUCCCUACACUAAAUAGUGCACUACGUCUCUAUUACGUAUGUUUUUCUAAACAACCUACUGUCGCUAAAAUAUUGCGUCACGGUUCAUGUUUACCGACUAAAGUGUAUUAUGGAAGAAUAUGCCCGUGAACCUUGUCCAUGGAGAAUAGUAGACGACUGUGGAGGUGCCUUCACAAUGGGAGCCAUCGGUGGUGGGAUUUUUCAGUCUGUCAAAGGCUUCCGAAAUGCACCCAUGGGCACACGACAUCGACUGAAAGGCAGCGUGAAUGCUGUGCGCAUCCGAGCUCCACAGAUUGGAGGUAGUUUUGCAGUGUGGGGAGGUCUCUUCUCCACUAUAGAUUGUGGCCUGGUGCGGCUUAGGGGGAAAGAGGACCCGUGGAACUCCAUCACCAGUGGAGCAAUGACGGGGGCCAUACUGGCUUCACGCAGUGGACCCUUGGCUAUGAUGGGCUCUGCCAUGAUGGGAGGGGUUCUGCUGGCCCUGAUCGAGGGCAUAGGCAUUUUACUCACCAGAUACACGGCACAACAAUUCCAAAACCCGAUUCCAUUUCCGGAGGAUCCUAGCCAACUUCCUCGCAAAGACGGUGGCCAGGGACAGGAGAGUCACGUCUACGGACAGUUUCAGUAGAUCUGCUACUCUUGCACUACAACGUGGGAAGGAUAAAGAAAACGCUUUAUUCAUUGACGUUUCCAUUAGAGCUUGUGUCAGAUUUGUUUUCCUUCCUAAAGUAAAAAACAUAUAUGGUAAUAACUCAGGGUCAUUUUGUCGUCAACACUUAAGUAUUUGUAAAGUGAACAAGGAUGGAUUAUCAUCAACAUUAUAUUAGUUUGAACACAAUCUCUUGAAAUUGCUUUAAAGUUACAGUCAUUGUUCAGUUAUAAGAUUGAACUCUUAAUUUUCUGUAUUUAAAGUAUGUUUAUGAAACGAUUAAUCAAACAAUCAAUAGUUGCAAAUGGUUCGUCAGGAUGUCACACGUGAUUCUUGCUGUUUUAUUAGAUAUGGUUGAUUUAUUAUUUAUUUAUGGAUUCCAACAAAAAAAGAAUGUGAAUGUAGUUUUAUAAUAAACUGUUUUGUGGUAAA